AUGAGAGCAGUAAAUUUCGUGGAUAAAUUGCAAUGGGAUAUCCCUGGGAAUGUCUUCAGACAUGGACUGGCUAUUGGGGAUGUCGAUAAUGAUGGAGAUAAUGAACUAGUUGUUGGCACGGCCAAAGGAGAUUUAUUUAUAUUCAAGGGCUCGGAAAUUUGGCACAAAACUACUGGCCUCGGGCUGAUAACCUGCCUUGCCAUUGGCGAUAUAUUCAACUACGGAAGAAAUGCUCUGGUUGUCAUUUGUGGAGAUGGAUGGGUCCACAUUUUCUACAGCCCACGGCCCGUCAAUCCAAGUAACGGCAGUCUCGAUAAUACGAAACUAGGUGAAACAUUCAAUCACAAUUCUGGAGAUGUCGACCAACUGUCUGGUAAAAUGGAAUGCGUCCACUCACAGCGAAUUCCGACGAAUACAAAAAUUGUAUUGGUAACUGAUGUGGAUCGAGAUGGGGCUAACGAGAUGAUCAUUGGCUUGACAGACCGUGUUGUAAGGUCGUAUAGGUGGUCUAGUAAUGUUGAUCUAGGAACUGGGAAACUUAUUGGAUUGAAUAAGUGGGAAUGUGCUAAUCAAAUUGGAACAGUUACUCUACAGCAUACCCGUGAUGGAACUCCAACUCUCCUCGUUGCCCAGCCGGGUGGUACCUUCAUGAGAAUUAAAUGCAGUUCAGGUAACUGUCAUUCAGAUGGAGACAGUAUCCAAAGUGAAACACCAGAGGGUUGCAUUGACUAUCAGACCCUCGGAAUAUCCCGAAUGCGAAAUCCAAAUAUCUCCACAGAAAUAAUAGGUGAUCUGGAGCCCCAGAAAAAUACAAACUCAAGCCCAGGUGACAGUCCUAUGAAAAUUAGUACCAAAAAACUGCAAAAGGAGAAAUCUCUGCAUCACGAUCCACUAGAGCCAAAAAAUUCCGAAUUAUUGGGACAAAUGGAAUCUCCAGGAAUCGAUCAGGUUGACGGGAAUAUGAUUGGUGGCAGUGUUGUCCUUGGGGAAUACGAGAACUUUCAUAAGAAAACCAUUCUACCGAGCUAUAAGGAAUUUACAAAAAGUAAUUAUUCGGUGAGGGAAGACGUUGAAAAUUUGGAGGACAAUAAUAAUGAGGACAGUUUUGAAAGUAAGCCUUAUGCACUUGCCACUCUCGAUGGGACGAUAAUGCUCGUAAAAGACGAGAUUAUUUUGUGGGCUAUGCAAGUUGAUCAUCAGAUAUUUGCCCUUUGUCGACUGGAUGUGACUGCCGAUGGUGCUGACGAAAUAGUCGUCUGUACAUGGGACGGACAGACUUAUAUCCUUGAUCAAGACAAGAACAGUGUGAGGUUUCAGUUUGAAGAGCCUGUGAGGUCGUUUUGCACUGGAAAUUACAGCUUGACUCCUGGUGGAUCAAGUCCCAGUCUCGUUUAUAUAACAUUCACGAAUAAGAUUUUUUUAUAUUACGACGUUCUUCUUCCAAGUCUUGUUGUCAAGAGCUUGCCACCUCUCGAUUUGUCUGUAGAGAAGAAUGAAGAAAAUGCGGAGAAGAUAAUUGAUAAUACAGUAGCUCGAGGACUAGUGAGGAAUAAACAAUUACGGGAGUACCUCCUGUAUGGAAUCAAUACCCUGGAUAUAAAUACUAAAGAGGUUUGGGAUGUAUCAUAGGGAUUGUUAAAUAAUUGUAUGAUGUACGGAAUAGAAUUAUUAAUUGUUUUCCAA
This is a messenger RNA of Diachasmimorpha longicaudata, 1683 nucleotides long. RefSeq names its product KICSTOR complex protein ITFG2-like. NCBI's taxonomy places the organism in Eukaryota, Metazoa, Arthropoda, Insecta, Hymenoptera, Braconidae. Gene Ontology annotation, biological process: regulation of TOR signaling. Bases 1 to 1629 code for a protein of 542 amino acids. The transcript is spliced from 6 exons. The record is from RefSeq and is a predicted model, not a curated record. Gene Ontology annotation, cellular component: KICSTOR complex.